GCCAGGUUUCUGUCAAACACAGCACAUCUAGGUUAUGAUCAAUGAUCAUAUCAUUUACAAAAAGCGCUUUUGUAGAGAGGGACCUGAUAUUCAAAAGGCCAAGUUUUAUCAUUUGUUUCUCUGUAUUAUGUAAGUUUUUUAUUUGUUGAACGUUGAUUAGAUUGUUACUCUUAAAUUGGUUUGGACGUCUUUUGUAUUGUCUAGCUCGGGGAACAGACACAGUCUCUAUAGCAUGAUAUCUAGUUGAAAGGGUCUCUGUGUGCUGAGAAUUAACUGAUUCUGAUGACGUGAGGCAGCUAGCAGACGGUCGGAUUAGCCAGUCUGUCAGCUUGAUCACCUUCUGUUGCCUUUGUUUUGAAUUUCCUCAGAACACGACAAACUACAGAAUGAGAACAGGAUGAAAAAACAAGAACAUGAUGAACUACAGAAAGAGAUACAAGCGAUACAACAAGAACAUGAUCAACUACAGGAGGAGAAGGACACAAUACAAAAAGAAUACAAUGAAUAUUUACAGAAUGAGACCAAGAGAAUAGCACAAGAACGUGAUCAACUACAGGAAGAGGCGAAAAGAAUACAAGAAGAAUUUUCUUCAGAACGUGAUCAACUACAGGAAGAGUCCAAGAAAAAAAAACAAGAACUUGAUCUACUACAGGUGACGAAGGAAAUACAAGAAGAUCCCUCAGAGAUGCAUCCUGAUAUCAGCAGGGCGGCCGUGUUCGGGCUUCAGUUUUUAAAUCUUGUGCUCCCCAAGGACAAAAAAACCAACAAGGGAAAAACAACAAAGAAGUGAGCAGGUGAAGAAGUGAACAAGUAGUAAUAAGGCCAUUAACAGUCUGAGUGUGGAGCCUGGGGUGUGGAUUAUGAGGAGGGUUUGGCCUCCUUUUGUGAUGAGUUCAUCUUACACUGGUCAGUCUUUUGAUAAGAAACUUCAUCAUAAAUAUGUCUGUAUUAGUUAUGUGCCUCAUAUAGCUUUUGACUGUUGACAUAAAUUCUGAUCCACUUUUGGGCAGGAAGUUUUUUUUUCUGCUCAUUUAGACAGGAAGAGACCAUCUGGCAUGUAGAGCAGUUUGUCCUUUUGACAUUUAGAGGUGUGUGAAUCUGAAAUUGAUGGUGCUACAAUAAUAAACCGAUGUUUAACAAGGAAGCUCAUUCAAAAUGCUUGUGAACUACUCUUGUGUGCUUCUAAUGAUCAUUUAAUGUUGUCUGUGACUGUUCUGUUGUAUCUGGUCUCUGUUAUACAGCAUUACUGUGUCUGUAUUAUACUGUAUCUUUAGAUUGUAUUUAAGAGACAUUCUGUAAAUAUCUCUGUUCAGAUCAAGGUUAUUUGAGUGCCACACUUUAUACAAGACAUCUUUCAUUUUAACACUUACUUUAUACUGCAGAUGUAAUCCAUCAUAAAUAACGUCUUUUUUUUUUUCUUUUUUUUUUUAACUUCUCAUUGCUAAAUACUGUUUAGUCUCAUUUUAGUGCUUCAUUGUCCUUAAAGAAAUAAUUUACCCUAAAAUGAAAAAUCUGUCAUGUACCUGUCACUCUUGUGUUCUUCCAAACCCAUAUGACUUUCUUUUCAAUGUGGGAAAUAAAAGAUGUUAAGCUGAAUCAGUUACCAUUCACUUUCAUUGUAUGGGGAAAAAAAUGCAAGUAGAUGAUUUAUGAUGUAUCUUCAUAUAUUUUCAUUAUGACGUAUAUUUUAUUCAUUUAU
Labeo rohita (rohu) is the source of this 1699-nucleotide messenger RNA. RefSeq lists its product as uncharacterized. NCBI's taxonomy places the organism in Eukaryota, Metazoa, Chordata, Actinopteri, Cypriniformes, Cyprinidae. The transcript is spliced from 9 exons. Bases 398 to 790 code for a protein of 130 amino acids. The record is from RefSeq and is a predicted model, not a curated record.